CUUCUUUAACUAAUCUUUUCAACCCCAAAAUCCAUCCAAUUCCCAAACCCUUCGAUUAAAUAAAGGGGGCGAAUUUCGUCGAGCAGUUGGUGGGCAGAAUCAGCAACGAAAAUGGAGAGGUUGAUCUACUCCAAUUCCCAUCCUCUCAACCGCCGCCUCAAUUCGCCGUUUCUUCCACAGCUCGCUCAAGCGGACUCGCCCCAGAGGCUCGUAUCGCCUCCGUUUCCGCGCCGAUUGAAGUCGGUUUCCUGCAGCAUCAAUGUGAACAGCUCCGGGAUUUUCCCCCGCAGAGGUGUGGAUGAUUCGCCGGAGAUCAAUUUGGAGCCUGUUGUGGAUUCGCGGAAUGUGUCUGCGCCGGAGCCGGGGUUUCUCAAAUGGUUUGAAUUGAAAUUGUCUCGGCAGCAGAAGGUGGUUAACGCUGGGAAGGUAAUACUACUAUCAGCGUUCAUUUUAACGUUUCUCCAUCCAGCUACCGUAUCUCCAGCCUUUGCAAGUUUCCAAACCGCAGCCAAAUCAGGAGGUCCAGCUGCAGCUGCAGUUGGUAGCACUCUCGUCCGCAGUGAGUUUCUAAGCAGCGCGUGGACGGGCUUUUUUGCUGGCUGUCUGCACACGCUAUCUGGCCCAGACCACCUUGCUGCAUUAGCACCACUCUCAAUCGGCCGCACAAAAAUGGAAAGUGCUGCUGUUGGAGCUCUGUGGGGAUGUGGGCAUGAUGCUGGCCAGUUACUGUUCGGCCUGCUGUUUUUACUCUUGAAAGACCGACUUCAUAUUGAGGUGAUCAGAAACUGGGGAACGAGAGUUGUGGGCUUAACUCUGCUUGUUAUUGGUGGAAUGGGGAUCCGGGAAGCUUCAGAGGUCCCCGUACCUUGUGUCGCCUUAGAAAAUGGCGAAUGUGAUGUUAGUGAGUACGAAGACCUUGUGAGCCAGCCAGUUGGAAAGAAGAAGAUCGGGUUUGCUACAUUUGCCACUGGAAUUGUUCACGGGCUUCAGCCUGAUGCAUUGAUGAUGAUCUUGCCUGCACUUGCUCUGCCUUCCCGGCUUGCUGGUGCUGCGUUUUUGUCGAUGUUUCUAGUUGGGACUGUCAUCGCGAUGGGAAGCUAUACCGUCUUUAUAGGCUCGUGUAGCGAGGCGCUAAAGGAGAGAGUUCCUCGGAUUACAGAGAAGCUCACGUGGGCGUCUUCCCUCAUCGCGAUCGCACUUGGGCUUGCUCUUCUAGUUAGCCAGUAUUUUGGAUUUAGUCUCUAUUGACAUACAUUAUGAAUCUUGAGUUAUGCUAUGUAGCUGAGGAUCUGAAGGUAAUUGAUUUAGUGAAUUGAGAGGCAAAGCUCAUCGUUGCAGCUUUGUAUUUUUAAUGUUAAUUUUAUAAAUAAAUGCAUUUUUGCCUCUAUA
Messenger RNA from Salvia hispanica, 1389 nucleotides. RefSeq names its product high-affinity nickel-transport family protein. The record is from RefSeq and is a predicted model, not a curated record. Lineage: Eukaryota; Viridiplantae; Streptophyta; Magnoliopsida; Lamiales; Lamiaceae.